This is a messenger RNA of Selaginella moellendorffii, 1318 nucleotides long. RefSeq lists its product as uncharacterized. Lineage: Eukaryota; Viridiplantae; Streptophyta; Lycopodiopsida; Selaginellales; Selaginellaceae. The transcript has 7 exons. The coding region runs from base 101 to 1216 and encodes 371 amino acids. The record is from RefSeq and is a predicted model, not a curated record.
GCAGUUGUGGGGAGUGCCACGUUUUCACCAAGAUCGCUUGUUGGCACCGUUGCGAAGUUUAGGCUGGGUUAUUUGUGGAGUCGGGGAUUUUAGAGUAGCGAUGGUGAAGACAGGUGAAGGCAGUGGCGGCAGGUUCAAGGAGAGGGGAAGAAAAUGUCUCAAGAAGACCCUCAAGUCGGCUGGACUCCAGGGGCUUUGGAAAUUCUUGACGGCGGACUCUUAUAUGUAUGGGGCGCUUCUCUCUCCAGCAGUAACUGCGACUUCGGCUGAGUCUGCCUUAAGGAAAGAGUUCCAGAGGAGGAAAAAGAUGCGGGUUAUUAGGAAUGCUCGGGAAGCCAGGCUCUCUCACAAGCCUGACGAUAGCAGUCACGCCAAGAAGAGCCAACAGUUGCCUCAGCAAACUCUCGGCCACAAUGUGAACGGCGUUGCUACUCCUGACGGUCGCGAGAAGUUCGCGUCGAGGGUGAACAUCGAGAAUUUGUCGUCCAUGAACGAGGACACGGAGACAGAGGAUACUUCAACGCUUGAAAGCAGCGACCAGCAUGCUAGGAGUGAGGACGGCGGCUUCCUCGAUGAUGAGAAGGCCAAAGAGGUCUUUUCGAAACUGGUGAACAAGUUCGGUGGGAGAACAUCCAAGGCCCUUGGUAUCGAUGUAGACAAAGGAGACGACGAAGUCGAAAAGUGGUUUCUUGCUGUGGCCUUGUUCAACCGCAGCACGGCGCUAGAUGUUUGCAGCGACACGUUCAAGAACAUCGUUACUUCAGGGAUCACAAAGCUCACCGAUGUUCUCAAGGCUGACCUGGAAGAGAACGCCAAGGUGCUAGAGAGGGCCGGCUACACGAGCUACCCAGAGAGAACUGCUGCUCGACUGCAAAGGCUGGCACUACAGCUGAAAACUGAACACGCUGGUGCCGUAUGCUCGUUCAAGACUAUCAGCGACCCCUCCGAACUAAACAGGCAGCUAAGUGGCUUGUUCGGACUGAGCCAGAGCAGCAUACGCUUGUUCCUUAGGGAAAUGCGAGGAGUGUGGCCUGUUAUCAGCUCAACAUUCGAUAGGCGUGCGGAGAACGCAGCCAGGCAUCUUAGAUUGAUCGGCUGCAAGAUUGGUUCCACUGAUGAGCGGGAUGUUGAAGCCGCACUGACCAAGCUUGGCUUCUCUCACGCGCGCCACUACCGGGAGUGUUCCGGAGGAAGCGCUUGUGAAAUGUUAAACUAGAGACUUGUGGAGGGACAAUAGAUGGUAAAAAGAGAGGUAGAUAUAGUUGAUGUUGUCUAACUUUCUAAACAUUCAAGGAUUGACGAUCUUGUUGGGGGUGUU